AUGGAUUCCUUUGAAUUUGACAACGUUAAGGCAGAGAAAGAGGAUGCUCUAUGGAGAUACAACAUGGAGAAGAAGCUUAGGUCCGGUUUUCAAUUUAUUGGGUUUUUGUUGGUGUUUCUUUUUAUAUCAUGGUCUUGGUUCCCCACUUUGAUUCCCGACAUCGUCCGGGUCGCCGGAGAUCUUCGCCUGCGUUUUGACAACACUCUUAAUGAGCCUCUUCCGAUCUUCAUUAUUUUAAACAUCAUCAUCCUCAUCGUUUGUGUUCUGUCUAGCCAAAAACAGACCCAGAAACAAUCCGAUAUCUACGAAGAGUACGUCGACUCUCGCCAGAGUAUUAUGCCUGCAUCCGCCGUCGAAGAUGACACCACAGUGGACAGACAAAUCGUCGCGGCGGAAAAUGCGGUUGCUGUUACCACCGGCGCGGAGGAGACCACGGCGGAGAAGCAAAUCGUCCUGGUGGAAAAUGCUGUCGCUGUUGCAGAGACAAAACGUUCCCUUUCACCACGUAAACGACAGCAACAGCAACAACAACCUUCGACGAUGAGCCUAGCACUAACAGUGACAAAGCCAAAACCUGUAAUAACUUCAACUGAAAAAGCUAAUCGAAAAGAGUACGGAAGAACACGAUCGGUGCUCUCGGAAUCUGGAAACCGACGUCCCCGCUGGCAGUUCAAAAAAUCAGAGAUGGCAAUGAUGGGCAGAGAGCUGAUGGUUUCAACUACUGAACCGUCGAGGAAAUCGCUGGAUGAGAUGAGCAACGAUGAGUUCCGAUUAAUAGUAGAUAGUUUCAUUGCUGAACGAAGGAAAAUUUUGAUCCAAGAAAACUGCAUGUCGAUCGUGGUUAAGAAUUAG
Messenger RNA from Hibiscus syriacus, 852 nucleotides. RefSeq lists its product as uncharacterized. The transcript has a single exon. Lineage: Eukaryota; Viridiplantae; Streptophyta; Magnoliopsida; Malvales; Malvaceae. The coding region runs from base 1 to 852 and encodes 283 amino acids. The record is from RefSeq and is a predicted model, not a curated record.